Corylus avellana is the source of this 1074-nucleotide messenger RNA. It is a transcript of the gene TIC20-I, whose product is annotated as translocon at the inner envelope membrane of chloroplasts 20. The record is from RefSeq and is a predicted model, not a curated record. NCBI's taxonomy places the organism in Eukaryota, Viridiplantae, Streptophyta, Magnoliopsida, Fagales, Betulaceae.
ACAGAGGCAGCAGUGACAGAGACGAUGAGGCCGAGAAAAAAUUAGCGGAGAACCCUAGAAGUGGUAACUUCAGAGUAGUAUUGCAAGGGGCUCUGGUUCAAGGUACUUCACUAUGAUACUAAAUGGAUGCACAAUGCCCUCUGGGUGUGGCCUUUUGAAUUCGAGGGCGGGUAAGCCCACCAUAGCCCGUGGCUCAUUCUUCACAUGCAUUUCUUGUUUGCCUGCUAAGGCCACAUUUUCAAGCAUGAGCUCAAGGGGAUCUCAUCAGGAGGGUAAGCCACUCUUGCACCUUUCAGCUGCUUCAACCCCACUUUUAAGUGGGGAUCAAGGUAGCCUUUUACGCACAAUCCCCUUGCUACCAAGGCGACACAGAUCUCAUAUGACCCCUCGAGCAUCAAAGGAUGUUCCAUACAGUUUCCGCUUCCCUCCAAUGACCAAGAAGCCAAGAUGGUGGUGGAGGGCAUUGGCCUGCCUCCCCUAUUUAAUGCCUCUCCACGAGACAUGGAUGUAUGCUGAGACAGCAUAUAACCUGCACCCCUUCUUGGAGAAUUUUGAAUUCUUAACAUACCCAUUUCUUAUUGCCAUUGGGCAGUUGCCGAGCUGGUUCUUGAUGGCAUAUUUUUUUGUAGCAUAUCUUGGAGUGGUGAGAAGGAAGGAAUGGCCUCACUAUUUCAGAUUUCAUGUGGUAAUGGGCAUGUUGUUGGAGAUUGCCUUGCAGGUGAUAGGGACUGUGAGCCGUUGGAUGCCACUUGCUGUCUACUGGGGUAAAGUGGGGUUGCACUUCUGGACAGCUGUGGCAUUUGCUUACCUUUUCACAGUCUUGGAGUGUAUACGUUGUGCUCUUGCUGGCAUGUAUGCUGACAUCCCUUUUGUCUGUGAUGCUGCAUAUAUUCAAAUUCCAUACGAUUAAGGAUGGAAAGCAGAAAACAGAAUUCGGUUGUCGGUCCAUUGCUGCAUAUGUUCGCUCUUAUUGUAUGACAGACUUUGUGAGAAGAAACUUGUUUUGUUGUUAAAACCUGCCGUGUGUAAAUUUUUUCAUUGGAUGAGUUAUGUUUGUGCUGUUGCAGGAUCCUC